Molecule: messenger RNA, 528 nt
Organism: Elgaria multicarinata webbii
Lineage: Eukaryota; Metazoa; Chordata; Lepidosauria; Squamata; Anguidae
Product: FANCD2 opposite strand protein-like
Exons: 1
Coding region: 1-528 (175 amino acids)
Source: RefSeq, a predicted model, not a curated record
AUGGCUGGUGGGUACCAGCUGUGGGCCCCCUGGUCCCCACUCGAUGAAUCCCUGCAAUGGCUGAGGGGCACCGUACCCAGGGUCAGUGGCACCAAGCACCCCUUCCGGGGCAGGCGGAGCCCGGCCGCUGCUGACCUGGAAGUUCAGCUUUGCUUCCAGGGUCUCAGCCUGGUGUUGGAGCCUGGUGCUAAGAUGGGAGCAGGACAGCCACAAACCCCUGGAGCUGCUGGAGAGAUGAGGAGCCACACUGGAACGGUGCGCAGACCCCAGGCUGUGCGCCUCGCAGGCCUCGACUCAGUCUUUGGGCGCCUUGUGACGGCCCAGGCCCCGCGCUGGACCGGCUCCCUGAGAGUCUCAGAGGGCUCAGCGUUCUGUCAAGUCAUAAGCCCCUGCCAGUGCUGGCCCCGUGGGCUCCGGGAGCCACAAGUGUGCAUGGCUAUGGCCAUGUGCCGGCAAAUGCUGCGCGCCGUUCUCCUGCUUUAUGCUGCCUACAAGAAGUGUGCCUUCGCCCUGCAACAUUCCCAGUGA